Messenger RNA from Diplodia corticola, 7008 nucleotides. Its product is annotated as polyketide synthase. Gene Ontology annotation, biological process: fatty acid biosynthetic process; secondary metabolite biosynthetic process. The transcript has 7 exons. Gene Ontology annotation, molecular function: oxidoreductase activity; phosphopantetheine binding; fatty acid synthase activity. The coding region runs from base 1 to 7008 and encodes 2335 amino acids. The record is from RefSeq and is a predicted model, not a curated record. Lineage: Eukaryota; Fungi; Ascomycota; Dothideomycetes; Botryosphaeriales; Botryosphaeriaceae.
AUGGCUCAGUCAACACAAGGCCGGGGUGAAAGCCCCAACCUUAUGCCCAUCGCCAUCGUUGGCAUGUCGUGCCGUCUGCCGGGAGAUGUUUCGACUCUCGAAGAGUUUUGGCGCUUGAUGUCCAGAGCGCGCAGCGGGUGGUCUGCCAUCCCCGAGGACCGCUUCAGCAAAGACGCCUACUGGCACCCGAACCCAGAGAAGAAAGGAUGCUUCAACAACGCCGGUGGCUAUUUCCUCAGCCAGGACCUGGCGACGUUUGAUGCUCCCUUCUUCAACAUCACCUCCCAAGAGGCACAGUCAUUAGAUCCCCAGCAGAGAAUCCUACUGGAGUGCGCCUAUGAGGCACUUGAGAACUCGGGCAUACCGAAGGAGUCGGUCAUCGGCAAAAACACCGGUGUCUUCGUCGGCGGUGCCACCUCAGACUACCGUCUCAGCAACCUUCGCGAUGCCGACCGCAUUCCCAUGUUCGACAUCACCGGAAACCACGAGGCCAUUCUUUCCAACAGAAUAUCCUACUACUUUGACCUGCGAGGACCCAGCUGCACCGUCGAUACGGCAUGUUCUUCCAGUCUCUACGCGCUGCACCACGCCGUCCAGAGCAUACGGUCUGGCGAGUCGGAGCAGGCUAUCGUUGCGGCAUGCCACAUCAAUCUCUCCCCAGACGAUUUCAUCAGCAUGUCCAUGUCCAGACUGUUUUCCGAAGAGGGCAAGACGUAUGCGUUCGACCACCGCGCCAAGUCGGGGUUCGCGCGCGGCGAGGGUGCUGGCUGCUUGGUGUUGAAGCCUCUGGAUCAGGCGCUGCGUGAUAACGACAGGAUCCGGUCCGUCAUCGUCAACACCGGCGUGAACCAAGACGGCAGGACAGUCGGAUUGUCGAGCCCCAACGGUGAUGCGCAGGAGCGCCUGAUGCGUGAAGUCUAUGCCAAUGCAAACAUCAGUCCCAGCGACACGGGCUUCGUCGAGGCUCACGGCACGGGCACCAAGGCCGGAGACCCCAUCGAAGCCAAAGCAUUGUACAACGUCUUCGGCAAGGGCCGCACCGCGCGGCAGCCGUUGUACUUUGGCUCGGUAAAGACCAACGUGGGGCACCUCGAGAAUGCAAGCGGCCUUGUUUCCGUCAUCAAAGCAGCCAUGAUGCUUGAAAGGGGUUUCAUCUUGCCGAACAUCAAUUUCGAAAAGCCCAAUGAGGCAAUACCCCUGGCCGAAUGGCACAUGAAGGUCCCGACUUCGCAACGGCCAUGGCCAACCGCGAAACGCUUCAUCAGCGUCAACAACUUCGGCUUCGGCGGCUCCAACGCCCACGCGGUGCUCGAGAAGCCGCCGCUGCCACCCAAGUCGGCGCUGGCCAAGGAGAGCGCAGAGCCCACGCAGCGGCUGUUCGUGCUCUCGGCCAACGACGAGAAGGCGGCCCGCAAGGCGACGGACAACCUCGGCGUCUUCCUGGAGCAGCAUCCUGAGGUGUUCCAGAAAUCGCUCAUGCGCAACAUCGCAUACACGCUCUGCCAGCGCCGGUCGCACCUGGCGUGGCGCGUCGCCCUCGUCGCCUCGUCGUCCAACGAGCUCGCCAUCGCGCUGAACAGCCACAAUGCCAAACCCACGCGGAGCCCGCAGACGCCGCCCAAGAUCGCUUUCAUCUUCACCGGCCAGGGCGCCCAGUGGCACGCCAUGGGCCGAGAGCUGCUCGACGGCUACCCCGUCUUCGCCGACGCCAUACAGGCCGCCGACGACUGCAUCAAGCGUCUCGGUGCCGACUUCUCGCUGGUCGAAGAGCUCGGGAGGGAGAAGGAGGCGUCGCGGGUGGGCGAGGCGCACAUCAGCCAGCCCAUCUGCACGGCGGUGCAGCUCGCUCUCACCGACCUCCUCAAGUCCUGGGGCGUCAGCCCGGCCGCCGUCACCGGGCAUUCGAGCGGCGAGAUCGGCGCCGCGUACGCCGCGGGGCUGCUCGGCCUCGAAUCCGCCAUGGCGAUUGCGUAUCACAGAGGGCAGGCCAUCGUGCGGCUGAAGGAGAAGCACCCGGACCUGCAAGGCACCAUGUUGGCGGUCGGAGCCGGCCCGGAUGUGGUCCGCCCGCUCUUGAAGACGCUGCGCAGCGGCCGCGUCGUGAUCGCGUGUGAGAACUCGCCGGGCUCCAUCACGGCUUCUGGCGACGUGGCGGCGGUCGAGGAGCUGGCGGCUGCCAUCGAAGAGAAGCAGCUGUUCAACCGGAAGCUCCGCGUCGACGUGGCGUAUCACUCGCCACACAUGAGCCUGGUGGCCGACGACUACCGUGCCGCCAUCCAGGACAUGGUCGAGCCGCUUCCGCACCAAUCCGCCGCCUUCUACUCGUCCCUCCACGGCAAGAAGGUGGAUGGCUCCAGCCUGGACGCGUCGUACUGGGUCGACAACCUGACCAAGCCGGUGCUCUUCUCCACCUCCCUGCGCGAGCUCUGCCUCGACAGCACGCCCGACGUCCUCGUCGAAGUCGGCCCGCACACGGCGCUCGAAGGCCCCAUCAAGCAGACGAUCAAAGAGCUCCUCGACGGCGGCAAGAAGCAAGCCCAGAAGCUCAGCUACGCCGGCACGCUCGUCCGCAACAAGAACGCCAUCACCACCUGCCUCGAGCUGGCGGGCGCGCUCUACACGCGGGGCCACACGCGCCUCGCCUUCGCCCGGAUCAACGCGCCCAAGCCCGAGGAGAAGACGGCCGUCUUCCUCGCCGAGAUGCCGCCCUACGCGUGGUCGCGCGGCGCGCGCUACUGGAGCGAGUCGCGCGUCGGCCGCAACCACCGCGUCAAGCGCUUCCCGCGCCACGACCUGCUCGGCCGCCUGGCCGACGGCUGCAACGACCUCGCGCCUACGUGGACUAACGUCCUGCGCACCGACGACCUGCCCUGGCUGCGCGACCACCGCAUGCAGGCCCUCACGACGUUCCCCUUCGCCGGCUUCGUCUGCAUGGCGCUCGAGGCGGCGGCCCAGCGCGCCGCCAUGCGCCACGUCGACGCCGCCGCCGGGGCGACAGCUGCUUUCGACCGCUUCGUGCUGCGCGAGGUCGUCGUCGCGCGCCCGCUGCUGCUCGAGGACGGCGGCGAGUACGAAGUGAUGCUGACGCUGCGGCCGCACGCCGAGGGCUCGCGCUCGACGUCGACACCGGACGCGUGGGACGACUUCAGCAUCUGCUCGUGGACGCAGGAGAGGGGCUGGAUGGAGCACUGCCACGGCCUCGUCGGCGUGCGCAACGGCAACAACAACCCCGUCUGCGCGAGCAACACCACCCAAGCCGCCGCCGCCGCCGCCGCCAGACUCCGGCAGGCCAAGACGGCGGCACCCGCCUCCGCCUCGACAAUCGACCCGGAGCGCUUCUACGCGGACCUCGAGGCCGCGGGCGCGUCGUACGGACCGGCCUUCCGCAACGUCCUGCGGCUGGACGCGUGCCACGACGCGGGCGCGCUCGGCGUCGUCGCCGUGCCCGACACGGCGGCGGCGAUGCCGCUCGCGCACGAGACGCCGUCGGCGGCCGUGCACGCCGCGUUCCUCGACCAGCUGUUCCAGAUGGCGUUUCCCAUCUUGGGCGCGGGGAGGCGGGGUGUCGAGGAGGGCGGCAUGCGCGCGCUGUAUAUGCCGUCGGUUGUGAAGGAGAUCAGCGUGUUGAGCGGCGCGCCGAGGACGCCGGGAGAGCGGCUGCGGGUCGUCGCUGAGGGGAGGCCCGAUUUCGUCAACGAUCCGAAGCCGACGGAUUUUAUGAUGGAGGGGUGGGCGAUGUCUGGUGAGGAGGAGGAACAGGGGGAGCCGGCGGUCAGGCUGGAGGGGCUGACGUUCAGCCCGAUCAAGGGGGAUGAUGCCGCGACUCUUCUUGCCGGCGGUGCGGCGCCGAGGGAGGUCUGCUACAAGUUGGCGUGGGAGCCGCUUGAGCAGAGGGCACUGCCGCAGGAGGAGAGCGACGGGAGUGAUCAGGUGAACGGGAGUGAUCUGGCGAACGGUGUGUCGACGACGAACGGGCAUCGUCGGAACCGGUCUGGCGAGACGAACGGGUCCAACACCAGCUGGGAAAACAUCGAGAAGGACAUGGCCAGCGCGCCUGUCGUCCUCGUCGUCGCCGAAUCCGAAUCGAACAACCCGCUCGUGGCCACCCUGGCUGAUGCCAUCACCAUCCGCACCGGCCAGGCUCCGACAGUGACGUCCCUGGCCGGCGCCGACACGGCAGACAAGCUGUGCAUCGUGCUGUCCGAGCUCGACCGCCCUCUGCUCGCAAAGGCUACCGCCGAGACGUUUGCUCAAGUCCAGAAGGUCCUGACCCGCUCCGCCGGCGUGCUGUGGGUGACGCGCGGCGCGUACAAGUGCGCCACCAGCCCCGAGUCCAACAUGGCCGUCGGUCUGAUCCGCACCGUGCGGUCAGAAACCGCGGCGAGGGCCGCCACGCUGGACCUGGAUCCCAACUCGUCCUGCAGCACGUCGGCGCAGGCGGACCUCAUCCUGAAAGCGUUCAAGCGGGCCGUCGAGGCCUCGCCCUCGGAGCAGCAGCCAGAGGCCGUCGUCGACAUGGAAUACGCAGAGGAGGACGGCUCGUUGGUGGUCCCGCGCGUCGUCGUCGACGACGAGACCAACCUCUUCGUCCACCGCCAAGUCUCCCCCCAGUCCGCGGCGCCCUACCUCCAGGACUUCCCAGCCCCAACCGGGCACGGCGACGGCAGCAGUCGCCGGCUGCGCCUCGCGAUAGGCACGACCGGCGCGCUGGACACGCUGUACUUCAAGGACGACGACCACGCCGACCAAGGCCCGCCGCCGCUCGCCGCCGACGAAAUCGAGAUCCAGAUCCACGCCACGGGCAUCAACUUCAAGGACGUCGUCAUCGCCAUGGGCCAGCUGCCCAACCCCUCGCCCACGGCCUCGCUCGGCAUCGAAUGCGCCGGCGUCGUCUCGCGCGUCGGCGCGGCCGUCUCGUCGCUCUGCGUCGGCGACCGCGUCUGCGCCAUGCCCGACGGCGCCUACGGCACGCACACGACGCGCUGCCGCGCCUCGAGCGCGGCGCGCAUCCCGCACGGCAUGCCGUGGGCCGUCGCCGCGUCGCUCCCCAUCGUCUUCUGCACCGCCUACCACGCCCUCGUCGACCUCGCCCGGCUCGGCCGCGGCGAGCGCGUCCUCGUCCACGCCGCCGCCGGCGGCGUCGGCCAGGCCUGCGUCCAGCUCGCGCAGAUGCUGGGCGCGGACGUGUACGCCACGGUCGGCAGCGCCGAGAAGAAGGCGUUCCUCACGCAGACGUACGGCGUCCCCGCCGAGCGCAUCUUCUACUCGCGCGACCCCGCGGGCUUCGCGGCGGCGGUGCGCGGCGCCACGGACGGCGGUCAGGGAGUCGACGUCGUGGUCAACAGCCUCGCGGGCGAGUUCUUGCGCGAGUCCUGGGCGUGCCUGGCGCCGUUCGGCCGCUUCGUCGAGAUCGGCAAGCGCGACAUCACGGCGAAUGCUGGUUUGGAAAUGGGCGUCUUUGCGCAGUGCGCGACGUUCGCGUCGCUCGACCUGACGCUCCUGGCCAACGAGCGGCCCGCCGCCAUGGCGCGCGUGCUCGAGGCGGUGAUGCGGCUGCUCGAGUUCGGGGCGGUGCGGCCGGUGGAGCCGGUGACGGUGGUCGGGGUGGGCGAGGUCGAGGCGGCGUGGCGCCGGUUGCAGGGCGGGAAGACGACGGGGAAGGUCGUGGUCGUGCCGCGGGUGGGGGAGAAGGUCAAGGCCACGCAUCCGCGCAAGACGGACUUGCUCCGCCCGGAUGCUACCUACCUGAUCGUCGGCGGCACCGGGGGGCUGGGCCGCAGCAUGGCCAAGUGGAUGGCGCAGAAGGGGGCGCGGAACGUGGUGCUGCUGUCGCGCAGCGGGAAGACGGACGGCAAGGUCGGCGCGCUGGUGGAGGACCUACGUCGGUCGAUGGGUGCGAACGUCGUCGUCCGCGCGUGCGACGUCGCGGACGAGCGGAGCGUGAGGGCGGUGGUCGAGGAGUGUGCGGCGAGCUUGCCGCCGAUUCGCGGCGUCGUGCAUGCGGCUAUGGUGUUGAGGGACGUCCUCUUCGAAAACAUGACCUUUGACGACUACCACGCCGUCAUCUCCUCCAAAGUCGCCGGCGCCUGGAACGUCCACAACGCCCUCCUGGCCACCUCAUCCACCCCAACUCUCGACUUCUUCGUCGCCCUCUCCUCCGUCGCCGGCAUCGUCGGCAACAGAGGCCAAGCCGCCUACGCCGCCGCCAACGCCUUCCUCGACGCCUUCGUGCACCACAUCCGCCAGACGCUGCCCGCGGGUGCCACCACCCGCACCGCCGCCCUCGACCUCACCGCCGUCUCCGACGUCGGCUACCUCGCCGACGGCGCCGACGCCGACAGGCGCCGCGAGGUGCUGCUCAACAUCGGCGGCGACACGCUCGACGAGGCGGAGGUGCUGGCGCUGCUGGCUGCGGCGGUGGCGGGCGAGGCGGGCGAGGCGGGCGAGGCGGGCGAGGCGGGGGGUGCUCGUCACUGUUUGACGGGGUUGCGGUUCCCAACGACGCAGGGAGGUGAUGGUGGUAGUGGUGCUGAUGCUGCGAGACCGCCGCCGCUCCCGUUCUACGCAUCCGACGCCAAGUUCAGCGUGCUGCGGCAGGCCGCUCUGGCCUCGUCAUCCACCGACCCUUUCUCUUCCACAGCGAUCACGAAAAAGGAAACCCUCGCCGCCUCCCUGGCGCGCGCCCCCGACGCGGCCGCGGCGACGGACCUCGUCGCGCGCGCGCUGCUGGAGAAGCUGGCGGCGAUCCUGACGGUGCCGCUCGAAGACAUGGACGCCGACGUGGACGCGGAGCGCAGCGUCACGACGUACGGGCUCGACUCGCUCAACGCCAUCGAGCUGCGCAACUGGAUCGCGCGCGAGGUGCGCGGGGUGAACCUGCAGGUGCUGGAGCUGCUGACGAGCGGGAGCGUGAGGGCGUUGGCGGGGGUGGUGGUGAGGAGGUCGGGGGUGCAGUUUGGUGGGGAGGGUGGUGGUGAAGGUGGUAGUGGUGUGGAAGGGGGGGUGUGA